Messenger RNA from Brassica rapa (field mustard), 6828 nucleotides. RefSeq names its product probable receptor-like protein kinase At2g23200. The record is from RefSeq and is a predicted model, not a curated record. Lineage: Eukaryota; Viridiplantae; Streptophyta; Magnoliopsida; Brassicales; Brassicaceae. Gene Ontology annotation, molecular function: ATP binding; protein kinase activity. Gene Ontology annotation, biological process: protein phosphorylation.
CAAAGUUAUGACUUCUCUUUUAAUAUAUAAGAUAUUAUUAUUAUUAUAUUAUUAUUAUUAUUAUUAUUAUUAUUAUUAUUAUCAUUAUCAUCAUCAUCUUGUGUUCAUGUUUUUUAUAUAUAUUUAAUAUUUAUUUGAGUACUAUUGGACUGCUCACCUAAAUCCAUAGAUUGAUAACUUUUGUUUGGAGUUUAUUCAUCAAUUGAACUUUUCAAUUAUUGUUUGGACACGGUUAGGUCAUAGAACCACUAAAGUUAAUGUUAUACAAAAAUAUACAUGCUAAUUAACUCCUUAAUGCUUCAUUUCAACAAAAAAAGAAUCACCAUUAUGAAUAAAAGAAAACACAAAAUCUGCCUUCAGUCAAAAAAAAAAUCAAUUUUAAUAUGUAGAUUAUAUUCGCUUUAUUAUUUGGUUUCUGUUUAUGUAGCAAACUCUUCUUGUUAUGAAACAUGCCUGAACUUUAACCAACAUUGCUUACCUUUCCUAUAAACAUACUACUUUUUGCUAAUCACUUCAUUAACAAGCGUACGCCUUCUUUGUCUAGAAAUGACUUCGUAAUGGGUCCAAUUAAAGAUGUAAUUAGCCAGCUAAGCUUUAGGUGAUCAGUCUUUGUAUAUGUUUAAUAACACUACUCAGAAACUUGCACUCGGUCUCUAAGAUACUUACUCAUCAGUUGCAAAUUAGUGUCACUUCAAUCUAAGUUAGUUUUUAAUCAAAUCUUCUUACCAAAUUAUCUUGUAAGUUUCUUUUAAAGGUAGAUAGAGAUCCAUAUCCAUGGAUUAUUUGGUAUUUUUAGAAAACCUGAAAUGAUAAACUGUUAAAAAAAAGUCACAAGGGAUCCGAUGGAGCUAAUUAGACAUGCUAAAAGUGAAUGUCAUGCUUGGUUUGACGCAAACUUAAAGAUCCCAAAUUAUGCACAUCUACCACACCAAACUUAAAGUGAAUAUACAAGCCUUACGCUUGCAGAGUAUUUGUUUGGUAGAUGGGUCAUAUACUUUGGAGUCAUAACAUAGUGGAUAUGGUUGGGUAUGCCUAAAUGAAUUUGGAAAUCAAUAAUUCCCUAGGGUUGAAAAACAAAGAGAGACGAGUGUUUCCUCUGCAUUUAGAAUUAGAUGCUCUUAUUUGGUCCAUGAAAAUAUGCUUCAACACACAACAUGUCAACACUUUGGGAUGGACUGCAAGGAUGUCGUUGUAAUGAUCAAGAUCCGACAUCAUGGCCAAGUUUUUCUAGAAACUAGCAGAGCUAGCAUCUAUUAAACGAUGAUUCCACGACUUCAAGAUCACGCAUGUUCCAAGGAUGCUGAACCGGAUAGCAGACACUUUAGUCAAGUCUGUCCGAGUUUUUCAUAUGAGUUUAGUUUUUGUUGGUUGUUCUAUUCCGAUUUGGAUUCUCAGACCACUUCUAUCUUGACUAAUAGAAUAUCCUUUUGGAUGUAAAAAAAGUUUUGUUUAAUAGAAUAUACUCUUAUCAUAUUAGCUUACAAUGGUCAUAGGUAAUGGUCUUUUAUAAAACAAAAAUAAUACGCAUGCCUGGCCCUGGACAACUCUUAAAAACAAGGGCAGUAAGCACAAAAAAGGAGCUUUCAAACUGAACUACUGAUACUAUUUAGUAAUGGCUGAAAAAUGUAUAUGCUAUCAAAGACCGGACGCAGAUGCUUCUACCGCAACUGAUAGUGCAUACAAGAAUUGGCUUAUUGCCAUAUUAAAUAUUUUUCAUUUGCAUGUUCUUGCCUGUUUGCUGUUAUUUUACAAGUCAAUGGACAAACGACAUGGUGAUUAGAUACGCUGAAGCUGGACAGAGUGUGAAAGUUGGAUGAUGAUGAUGAAGUGGUAAGCAUCUUUGCAAUAACCCGUUCUGUUUUAUAGCAUAAACUCUUCAAGAUAAAUUAUUCAUCUCCCUCUUAUCCUAUUAGUUUAAUUACAAUGGUCAUAGAUAAUGGUCUAUUGUAAAACGUAGAUAGUAUGUACAAGAAGUGUCUUAUCGCCAUUAAAUAUUUUUCAUUUGCGUGUCUUGACAUGUAUGUUGUUAUAUUCAAAGUCAAUGGAGAAACGGACAUGGUGACUACGUUGAAGCAGAACAAAGUGUGAAAGUUGGAUGAUGGUGAUGAAGUGGUAAGCAUCUUUGCACUAGACCCGUUUAUCUAGUUAAAAUGACAAUCCUUAAGAUACUUGAGUAGUGUGCUUGAUGAAUAUGUAUAAUUAUGGUUGCUUAUGUAUUGUCUAUGUGCCCAGAUAUUCCUGGAGAAAACAGCUGAUCAAAGUAUGUAUUCCUUGAUAUUUAUAGCUGAUCACUAGACUUCAUAUCAGCACACAAUAUUUUUUUAGUACGUAAAAAUAAGGGGUUAUUUGUGAAAUAACCAAAAAAUAAUGGAAAAUUAGAUUCUUAGUAAGAAAGUAAAGAGAGAUAGGAAGAAAAAUAAAGAAAGAGAGAGUGAUUUUGGUUAGUUAGUGAAUUUGUGUUUUUUUCUUGUACAUUGGGCAUAAUUUCCCUUAAAAUAAAACAUAAUAGCUAAGACACAUUAGAUACUAUCUUAUCCAUUGCAUAUAAUGGAUUUAGAUAAUGUCAUCAUUUCAUGUAUCUGUUUAUUUAUUCACACCACCAAUCUGUUUAUAUGCUUUGUGAAGUUAAUGUCAUAUGUCAAUCAUUUCAAAUCCUCAUCAACUAAAUGGGAUUAUCAGAUUGUAGGUUGCCGGAUGAAGUUAACGACCCAAGUAAAGAACACACCGAGAAGUUAAUCGGCGAGGGUUUUAUGUUUACUCGUGAGAUUACUUUUUGGUAAGAUGCUGCUACCUUGGAAAUUAUGGGUACAUCAACUUUAAGCUUGAACUUUGAUGCAACAUUCUAAAGGAGAUAAUAUUUUAAUGCUUGCACCGUGACUAGAUUUCAAGAAUAUUUUAUUCGACAUAUGCUAAAGAUUAAUUAUGGCCAUAUUUUACAUUGUUUUUUUUUUUUGAACAAACUCAUAUUUUACAUUGUAAUAUGCAUAUUUGUAAUGCAGGUGAUUAUUUGACCCCCCCAAAAAAAGUAAUGGUGGUGAUUUUAUUCGACAAAUAUCAAUGGUGGUGAUUUCUCCCGAUUUAUAAGGAAUUUGUAUCCGACGUGUUUGAACUAUCUUUUCAUUUUGAUGUCAUUUCCUUUCACUGGAUCUCAAGGGAGGAAAACACUGACAAAACAGUGUCUUGUAGAGGGUGAACUCUUUAUGGCUGGAAGCUAACACCACCUAAUGCAUUAAUAUAAGCUGUGUUUCAAAAGAAAGUAAACUAAGCAGUGGUAGUUCGGUAUAAAAGCUGAUUGGAGGUAAAACAUAAAUGUAAAUAUGUUUAGUUGGCUGAGGAUAGUAAGUACUGUGUUUUAGGCUUCGUUUGAAAAAAUGAAGCUGGACUAUUGUACUUUUUUUUUGUGACAUGGCUGGACUAUUGUACUUUGACUCAUAUAUAUAUAGUUAUGCUGAAAAUAGGAAUAUAUUAAAUUUGUUAAAAACUAAAAACCAUUUAUUAAGAUAUUUUAUUAGCUCAAUUGUCUGAAGUCCUUUUCCACUUGCAGUGUAAACAUUCUCGGCCACAAAAGAAGACGAGCAAUUCCUAAGUAUCUAUUGUCCAACCAAUGACUUAAAAAGAUCUCAACGUUUUCCGCAAUCCUCUUCACAUAAACACCAUAUGAGUCUUCAUCCACCGACCUCUCUCUCUCUCCAUCAAAGCUAUGGUGACUCUCUGUUUUCAACACUCUGUUUCUCUCUUUGUGACAAUGGUGGUGGUUAUUGUUCUUCUUCUUCUCCUUCCUCAUAUAACACUUUCUGCUACUUCAACACAUUCUCGUCCUUCCGACAAGCUUUACGUCAACUGUGGGUCGGAUUCUAACGUCACUUAUGCUGAUCAGACUUUCGUUGGAGAUAUGAUCCUCUCCAGUGGUAACUCCAUAUCCUUCACCAGAGAAGGAACUGAAGUCAUCAACCAAUCUGGAUCGUCCACUGCGCCGGAAAUCUAUCGGACGGCUAGGAUCUUCAGACGCCCUUCUCAUUACAAGUUCCAGCUCGGUUCUCUUGGUCUACACUUCCUGCGUCUCCACUUCUCCGCCGACUCUUCUCGAACAGAGCUUUCAACCGCUCGUUUCACAGUCUCUGCCACUUCCGGUUCUAACCGUCCCUUGAGAAGUUUCUCGCUUCAGAACUUCAACGAGACCCCACGAGUUGAAGAGUUUCUCCUCAUGAUUAACUCGCCAAAACUCGAAAUCCGCUUCGUGCCGGACCGCUCCUCUGUUGCUCUCGUCAGCGCCAUUGAAGUGUUCUCCGCUCCUAAUGACCUCACAGAGUCGGCCAAGAAUCUGCGUACCAUUUACAGAUUAAACGUAGGAGGCAAGAAAACCAGACCAGAAGACGACACGUUGGGACGAACUUGGUCCCCAGACGAUGCAUUUCUCUACCGAAAAGAUUCAGCCAGAAACAUUUCAUCGACGCAAAAGCCUAACCACCAGUCCGGGUCGGAACUCAUUGCUCCUGACUUCGUCUACCGGACGGCUAAAACGAUAGUUUCUUCUGAAAUGAUAUCUAUGAUAAACGUUACAUGGUCUUUUAAGGUCAAAAUCAACUAUAGACACUUCAUCAGGGCUCACUUCUUUGAUAUCAAGAACAACGAAUCACAACCCUCCGAUUUUUAUCUCUAUGUAAAUGGGCAUUGGCGUCUAUAUGUCAACCCUUUUGAUCACCAUGGGUCAGUGACUCCGUUCUAUAUCGAUGUUGUUAAUGUCUCUGAUGGCUCUGGACUUUUGAAUAUUAGUCUAGGCAAUACGGAACCAUAUAAGGAUGCUGGUUUUUUGAACGGUCUGGAAGUGAUGGAGUUUUUGGAAAGUUCUUCAAAUGGAAGUAGUUAUCGGGUUUACAUUAUCGCUGGCUGUGCCGCUCUUGCAUUGGUUUUAGUAUUGGGUUUGUUGUUUAUACUUUUCUUGAAGCUGAGGCGAUCCAAGAAGAUGCAGCCAGAAGUUGAGGUCACUGUGUGGUCUCCUUUGCCGUUGUACAGAGGAGGUGGGAGUUCCGAGAAUGGACCUUUUUAUUCGGGCAACAAUUCACCUUUAGUCAACCUAAGCUUAGGCUUGAAGAUUCCCUUCAAAGACAUUUUGAUAGCUACAAACAAUUUCGACGAGCAGCUGUUGAUCGGGAAAGGCGGUUUCGGAGAUGUUUACAAAGCCAUUCUUCCAGAUGAAAGCAAAGUGGCUAUCAAGAGAGGCAAGCCCGGUUCCGGACAAGGCAUACUCGAGUUUCAAACAGAGAUUCAAGUCUUGUCAAGAAUCUGGCACAGGCAUCUUGUUUCUCUAACGGGCUACUGCGAUGAAAACUCGGAGAUGAUCCUUGUCUACGAGUUUAUCGAAAAAGGUACGCUUCAGGAGCAUCUAUACGGCUCGGAUUUGCCUUCCUUGUCGUGGAAACAGAGGCUGGAGAUUUGCAUCGGAGCAGCCAGAGGACUGCAUUAUCUCCACAGCGGCUCGGAAGAAGCAAUCAUUCACAGAGAUGUUAAAUCCACAAACAUAUUACUAGACGAGAACACUGUUGCCAAAGUUGCUGACUUCGGCAUAUCAAAACUCGUGGUUCGUAAUCAAGAAUCGAUCAGUAUCAGUACCAACAUCAAAGGAACGUACGGUUACCUUGAUCCUGAGUACAUGUACACGCGCAUCUUGACGGAGAAAUCAGAUGUGUACUCGUUUGGAGUUGUUCUCCUCGAGGUUUUGUGCGCGAGACCGGCUCUCAGUAGGCACCUUCCUUCUGAGGAACAGAACCUAGCGGACUGGGCGAUGUCAUGCAAAUCGAGGAAGAUAGUUGAUAAGAUUGUAGACCAAAGAUUGGUAGGUCAAAUUGAGCCGAACGUUUUGAGGAAAUUCAUGGAAGUCGCGGAGAAAUGUCUUAAGGAUAGUGGAGACGAGAGGCCGAGCAUGGCGGAUGUGAGCUGGGAACUGGAAUACAUUUUGCGGCUUCAGAUGAUGACGAUUCUUGGAGAUAGUGCUGCGUCUAUCUCCAGCUGUGGAGGGGAUGGCUCCUUGGUGAUUCCAAGGCUAAUGGUGAGUGAUUCGUUUAGCUGCAACUCGAUUGUACAGGAGGAUCAAGUGAAGAAAUAUGGAAGUACAAAUUCAUCUCGUUCUCAAACUCGAGUUUUGUCCCAAGUUAGAGAGGAACCGUUACGAAAUUAACGAAGUGGAUGGUGCACUUUUUUGGUCUAGAGGUAAUAAGAGUUUGUAAAAAGAGUCAUCAUUUCAAAGAUGUAAGAAAUAGGAAAAAAAAAAAGAGUCUCAAAUCAAACUACGGCUAUUCAUUUCGUACUUCAAAUGCAGUUAGGAGCUGUUAUUUAUUUAUUUUUGUCAGAUUAAAAGUGUGUCUAGAUGAAAAUAAAUUUAUUAUAUGUGUUUGAAACAAAAAUCUUCAUGUGUCCAAAACUGAAAAUAUCUAAACGUAUAUUUAUUUAUAAUCAUAACUUUAAAUUAUUCUAUUUUUAUUAAAAAAUUAUUUUGUAAAAAAAUAGCGAUUUUCAUGCAAAACAAUAUAAUUGCAUUUUUCUAGACUUUGUACUAAAACCAUAAGACUGCAAAUAAAAUCAUAAAAUAAAAUUUCCACUAAAACUAAAAAAUUAUAUUUUUUGUCAAGACUGAAAAAAACUAUAUUUUUUAACAGACCUGUAAAAUCCGCAAAUUUAUAUUUAGGGUCUGAUUGGUGACCAUCCAGAAAACAAGAUGAACGAAUAAAAAAGGAAUGUACGGGAAUAAAAUAGCAGAAAUGAAUAAGAAUGGUUGUUCCUUAUCAAAUUUAACAAGGAAUAAUUUUGUUCUUUGAUUCUCUACACAAAAAA